This is a messenger RNA of Hirsutella rhossiliensis, 546 nucleotides long. RefSeq names its product GINS complex protein. Bases 1 to 546 code for a protein of 181 amino acids. NCBI's taxonomy places the organism in Eukaryota, Fungi, Ascomycota, Sordariomycetes, Hypocreales, Ophiocordycipitaceae. Gene Ontology annotation, biological process: mitotic DNA replication initiation. The record is from RefSeq and is a predicted model, not a curated record. Gene Ontology annotation, cellular component: GINS complex. The transcript has 2 exons.
AUGUCGUACUACGAUGUCGACGCCAUCCUGACCGACGCAGAGAAAGUGCCCUGCCAGUUCGAGCUCGACGUGCCGUACCUCGGCCACCUCGACUCGUCGUCGUCGACGGGCCUCAAGCCCGGCACCUCGCUGACGCUGCCGCUCUGGCUCGCCGAGAUGCUCGCGCUGGCGGCCACGGGCGAGGACGCCAAGGCGCCGCUGACGCUCAACCUGCCUCCCUGCCUGUCGGAGCGCGUCGCCGCCGCCCUCAAGGCCGACCCGCGCGCCGUCGCCCUGCGCGACCAAAACGCCCACUUCUACGGCGUCGGCGUCCGCAUGCUCGACCUCUUUGACGAGCGCGAUCUCGCCGCCGUCCUGCGCCGCACCUUUGUCGUCAGGGCCGCCGAUGUCGGCCUGCAUGCGCGGAAGGCUGACGAGGCCGUCGGCGGGAGCCAGAGUGAGGAGUUUCUGCGCGGGCUGGAUGAUUGGGAGAGAUUCCUGUUUCGAAGGGGUCAUGAGGGCGUCAAGAGGGCCAAGGAGUGGAUGGAUAAGGUCAAGAGGAGCUGA